GUCCAACCAAUGUUUUUUACUUGCUUUAGUGGCUGUGGCUCCCUAAUUAAUUGCAGCUAUCUGUCUCCUAUCGAUGUGUGUGUACAUGUGUGUUGUGUGUGUGUGUUUCCCUUUCUCUCCCCAAACCGAACAUGAAAUAGUUUGUUGGGCUAUACUUUCUUUCUUCCUAUCGUUCCCCCUUCCUUCCUUCCCGUCCGGGUUCGCAGGCAGAGACAGGACAGAUUGAAACCCAGCUGUGUUCGUCGCUUUUGGUCGUUGCCAUUUUCCCCCCUUAUUGCCCGGUGAUGUUGGAUAUGGGAGAGCGCAAAGAGGUGAAAAUGAUUCCUAAAUCGUCGUUCAGUAUAAACAGUUUGGUGCCAGAGGCCGUGCAAAGCGACAACAACAACCAUCAGAACCAGCAUCACCACCAAAACCACCACCACCACCAGAACCACCACCGGCCCGGUGGCGUGGACGAAGCCGAGCAGAAAGCUCCUCUCCCGGCCGAGCAGCAGGACAGCAAAGCGGAUCCUAAAAGUGACUCCUCGAGCCAGGAUAGCUGCCCGGACGAGAAGGAGAAGCAGGAGGAGAAGAAGGACGGGAAAGACGGGGACGGCGGCGCCGGAGGGAAGGACGGAGAGAAGAAAAGCGGCAAGUACGAAAAACCUCCUUUUAGUUAUAACGCUUUGAUAAUGAUGGCCAUCAGGCAGAGCCCGGAGAAGCGGCUCACCCUCAACGGCAUUUAUGAGUUCAUCAUGAAAAACUUCCCGUACUACCGGGAGAACAAGCAGGGCUGGCAGAACUCCAUCCGGCACAACCUCAGCUUGAAUAAAUGCUUCGUCAAGGUGCCGCGGCACUACGACGACCCGGGCAAAGGGAACUACUGGAUGCUGGACCCCAGCAGCGACGACGUCUUCAUCGGUGGAACCACCGGGAAGCUCCGGCGGCGGUCCACCACCUCCCGGGCCAAGCUGGCCUUCAAGCGGGGCGCCCGCCUGACCUCCGGGCUGACCUUCAUGGACCGUGCCGGCUCCUUGUACUGGCCCAUGUCUCCCUUCCUCUCCCUGCAUCACCCGCGGGCCGGCAGCACCCUGGGCUACAACGGGACCCCCUCGGGCUACCCCGGUCACCCCAUGUCCUACAGCACCAUGCUCACCCAGAACAUGGCCAGCAACCACUCGUCGUUCCCGUCCUCCAACGGGCUCAGCAUGGACCGGCUGGUUGGCGCGGAUCUCCCCUACGCGACGCACCACCUGACGGCUGCGGCCCUGGCGGCCUCGGCGGUGCCCUGUGGCCUCUCCGUGCCUUGCUCCGGGGCCACUUACUCCCUGAACCCGUGCUCGGUUAACCUGCUGGCCGGGCAGACAAGUUACUUUUUCCCCCACGUCCCGCACCCGUCCAUGACGCAGUCCAGCUCCUUGCAGGCCGCCCGGGCAUCGGCCUCCAAUUCCCCGCAGGCUCCGUCCUCCUCGCUGCCCUGUGACUCUCUGAGGCCGGCUCUGUCCGGCUCUCUGCCGGCCUUCUCCUCGGGACUUUCCGGGGGUUUGUCUGACUAUUUUACGCAUCAAAACCAGGGCUCGACCUCCAACCCACUUAUACACUAACACACUAAACCCUCACCCCUCCACCUUACCUCACCUCUCCAUCCAUCCAUCCUCCCCAUUCCACCCCUGAAGGAGUGAAACUCUUAAAAUGACUGGAACUGUAAGUUGAACAUUUUACACUGAACAUUUACAUUGUAAAAAACAAAAACAAAAUUAUUAUAAACUACCUACUAUAGAAAAAAAGAAGAGAGACUUAAACUGCAAAACAAAAAAGAGCAGCAGAGAAACUCACAGAAAGCAGCCCUGAAGUUUCCAGGUAUUUUUUAAUAUUAUUAUUAUUAUUAUAAUUAUUAUUAUUAUUAUUAUCUCUUCUUCUCCUGCUCCAUCUUCUGCUGCAGUUUUAAUUUCUGUGUACAUAAUGUCUGUUACUAUAAGUGUCCGGGGUGUGUCUCUGUAUAGUACUGUCAGUCAGCGACGUGCAAUGUGACUUGAGCUAAAACAGAGAGAAUGAUGAUAGGCUGAUUUUUUCUGUUGUUGUUGUUGUUCGAGAAGGCAUUACUUUUAAUAGAAUGUGUAUUUAAAAAUAGUUUUGUCUAAUUUUGAGAUUUAAAAAAGGUUAAAAUAAUAAUAAUAAUAUCUCUAAUAGCCGGUUUUUGCCCGCAUGUUUGCAGUAUUAUCAGGUAUCAUGCUGGUUAGAAAAGAAGCGGCGGAGAAUGAUUUUUAUUUGACAAAAUUUAAACACUAAUUUUCUUUUUUGAUUAUUAUUUUCUAUACAUUGAAAUGUGUUUUUUUUUUAAGCGACUCCCGCCGUUAAAGUCCUGAGGCUGUUUCUCCAUUAUUUCAUUUCCCAGUUCAAGAACUGCUCAUGUACUUUUUAUAGACCAAAGAAUCGGUUUUUAGGAAAUUUAGAGUUCAUUAUUCAGCUUACAGAGGCCUAAUGUCGUAGGAAUUAGAGUGAAUGGAUAAAUGAGUGAGUGAAUGAAUAGAGGGGUAAAUUAUGCCUCCCUCACUGCAGAAAAUGUCCAUUUAAACGAGAUUUUUAUAGAAUUUAUUUGAGGAAAUCUUUAGAUUUCUUGAAUUAGCAGAAAUUUGAAUGGAGUUUGGUGGGCGCCGAUUUCAAAUGAUUUACACAUGAAUGUUUUGUUGGUGCAGCUGGAGGUCUUUCGCCUUAAUCCGCCUCGUCUUCAGGUUAAAGGUUAAAACUGCGUUGGAAACAGCGUGAAUUUAACUCCUCAUCUAACAGAAAAAUUCUGAUUUAAAAACUGAAUUUUGAGCGUGAAUAUCUCGUUGUUUGAUGGAUAUUUUCCGCGGUGGCAGCCUGUGAUUUGCUUUCUUUGACUGUAAACGUGAUCGUCGGUAACAACGGACCUUCACGCUUCUUCUUCUACUUUUUUUUUUUGUAUAAUUAGUAAAAGAGAGAGAAAACAAUGUCUAUUUGUAAUUUGAAUUUAGGGGUUUCCUUCUUUUCUAAAAAGAAGAACAAUGUAAAACCCCGUUUGUUUGACAGAA
Molecule: messenger RNA, 3032 nt
Organism: Cottoperca gobio
Lineage: Eukaryota; Metazoa; Chordata; Actinopteri; Perciformes; Bovichtidae
Gene: foxg1a
Product: forkhead box G1a
Exons: 1
Coding region: 285-1583 (432 amino acids)
Biological process (GO): regulation of transcription by RNA polymerase II
Cellular component (GO): nucleus
Molecular function (GO): DNA-binding transcription factor activity; sequence-specific double-stranded DNA binding
Source: RefSeq, a predicted model, not a curated record